AUGCUCGACGUUCUCGAUUUUAUCGCCGAGCGUGGCGGCAAUCCCGAAAGGAUUCGAGAAUCUCAGCGGCGUCGAUAUGCCAAUCCAGACAUUGUCGAUGAAAUAAUUUCCCUUUUUGAUGACCAUCGCAAAACCCAGUACAACGCUACGCAGAUCAAUGGCAAGAUAAAUGAUAUCCAGAAGCAGAUUGGUGCUAGAAAGAAGGCAAAAGAGACUGCCGAUGAGCUAUUGAAAGAAAAGAUCGACCUCGAGAAAAAAAAAAAGGCUUUAGUUGAAUCGGCAUUGGAAAAAGACGCGGCAUUGAAAACUAAAAUUAAGACAGUGGGAAAUUAUGUGCACGAAUCCGUGCCUGUGAGCAAUAACGAAGAAAAUAAUGUAGUAGAGCGUAUAUGGGCUCCCGAGGGGACUACGGUCGAGAAACGCGAUAACAUUCUCUCUCACCAUGAAGUCCUCCUUAGGCUCGAUGGGUAUGACCCCGACCGAGGUGUUAAGGUGGUUGGCCAUCGAGGAUAUUUUUUGCAUCGAUGGGGCGUGUUUCUUAACCAGGCCCUAAUCAAUUAUGGUCUCGAGUUCCUAAGCAAUCGCGGUUAUAGUGCCCUGCAAACGCCGCAAUUUAUGCUAAAGGACUACAUGGCCAAGACUGCUCAACUGGAGCAAUUCGAUGAAGAGCUGUAUAAAGUCAUCGACGGGGAAGCAAAAAAUGACAAGUAUCUAAUUGCUACGUCGGAACAACCAAUCUCGGCAUUCCACGCAGACGAAUGGCUUAUUCCCAAACAACUUCCAAUCAAAUAUGCUGGCUAUAGUACCUGCUACCGAAGAGAAGCUGGCUCGCAUGGCAGAGAUGCUUGGGGAAUUUACCGUGUUCACCAGUUUGAGAAGAUCGAGCAGUUCCUUUUGACGGACCCGGAGAAGUCUUGGGAAGCAUUUAAUGAUAUGAUCGCCAUUUCUGAAGAAUUUUACAAGUCCCUUCAGAUUCCAUAUCGGAUUGUCUCGAUCGUGUCAGGUGCAUUAAAUAAUGCAGCAUCCAAAAAGUUCGACUUGGAGGCAUGGUUUCCCUUUCAAGGGGAGUAUAAGGAGCUUGUCUCUUGCUCCAACUGCACCGAUUAUCAGUCGCGCGCCCUCGAAAUACGCUUCGGCACCAAGACACAGACUGAUGUUAAGAAGAAAUAUGUUCAUUGCCUAAACUCCACUUUAUGUGCUACCAGUAGAACCAUGUGUUGUAUUUUAGAGAACUAUCAAACUGAAGAGGGUCUUCGAGUACCAGACCCUCUUCGCAAGUACCUUCCAGGAUCGCCAGACUUUAUCCCUUUCGCAAAAGAAUUGCCGAAGGAAGGUACUACCUCUAUGAAGUCUUUGCCAACUAGGAGCAAGGUUUCUAAAUAA
Molecule: messenger RNA, 1383 nt
Organism: Ustilaginoidea virens
Lineage: Eukaryota; Fungi; Ascomycota; Sordariomycetes; Hypocreales; Clavicipitaceae
Exons: 7
Coding region: 1-1383 (460 amino acids)
Biological process (GO): seryl-tRNA aminoacylation
Cellular component (GO): cytosol
Molecular function (GO): serine-tRNA ligase activity; ATP binding; tRNA binding
Source: RefSeq, a predicted model, not a curated record